Molecule: messenger RNA, 1421 nt
Organism: Gossypium raimondii (Peruvian cotton)
Lineage: Eukaryota; Viridiplantae; Streptophyta; Magnoliopsida; Malvales; Malvaceae
Product: gibberellin 2-beta-dioxygenase
Exons: 3
Coding region: 238-1260 (340 amino acids)
Biological process (GO): response to light stimulus; gibberellin catabolic process
Source: RefSeq, a predicted model, not a curated record
CAUAAAUUCCCAAAGAUACACACAAGGCCAGAUGUCUCCCCUGUAUAGUCAGUAACGCCCCUGCCAUUUCCUUUUCUAUGAUAUUUAUGUCAUGCACUUAGCUAUCUCCACUUCCCAUUUUUCGUAUUUAAAUACCACCAAUUUCCCCCCCUUCAUUACCCAUUCUCUUCAAUCUGUCUCUGUUUUCCCUUAUUUUCCUCUGCUUUCUUUCCUCCUUUCAAAAGAAAAGAAGAAACCAUGGUUGUGCAUUCACAGUCUGCAGCAUUAGACCAUUGCUCUUUGAUCAAAACAUGCAAGCCUACCACCAGUGUUUUCAAAGGAAUCCCAGUGGUAGACUUGAGGGACCCUGAAGCAAAGACCCUCAUAGUUAAGGCUUGUGAGGAAUAUGGCUUCUUUAAGCUAGUCAAUCAUGGUGUUCCAAUGGAAUUCUUCACCAGAUUAGAAGCUGAAGCUCUCAAGUUCUUCAAUCUCCCCCAGUCUGACAAAGACAAAGCCGGCCCUCCUGAUCCUUUUGGCUAUGGUGUCAAGAAAAUUGGCUCUAAUGGCGAUGUGGGAUGGGUUGAAUACCUCCUCCUUAACACCAAUCCUCAAAUCACUUCCCUCAAAUCCCUCACUGUUUUCCGAGAAACCCCUGAAAUUUUUCGCAGCUCUGCGGUGAACGACUAUAUCCAAGCAGUGAAGAGAAUGACAUUUGAAGUGGUGGAAUUAAUGGCGGAUGGUCUGAAAAUAGAGCCGAGGGAUGCGUUGAGUAGGCUAUUGAGAGACGAGAAGAGUGACUCGUGUUUCAGGCUAAACCACUAUCCACCAUGCCCGGAGCUACAAGCAUUGGGUGGUAGAAACCUGAUAGGGUUCGGGGAGCAUACAGACCCGCAGAUAAUAUCUGUCCUAAGAUCAAACAACACAUCUGGCCUGCAAAUCUGUCUCAGUGAUAAGACUUGGGUUUCAGUCCCACCUGAUCAGACCUCCUUUUUUAUCAAUGUUGGUGAUGCCUUGCAGGUAAUGACAAAUGGGAGAUUAAGAAGUGUGAGGCACAGAGUGUUGGCAGAAUCAAUGAGAUCAAGGGUAUCAAUGAUCUAUUUUGGAGGGCCACCUUUAAGUGAAAAGAUAGCACCUUUAGCUUCAUUAAUGGCGAAAGGAGAAGAGAGCUUGUACGAGGAGUUCACAUGGUGGGAAUACAAGACUUCUGCAUACAAAUCAAGGUUGGGUGAUUAUAGGCUAGGCCUCUUUGAGAAAAAAACUGGUGGUGCUGCAGGCCAAUGAUUCGAAUAUAAUAUUUCCUCCAUUUUUAGUCAAACAGGUGCUAUAAAAAUGUUGACUCUACUUUCUAUAGGUGGAAAUGACAUAGGUUGUAGCUAUGUGAAAUCCUAUAUGUGACCCAAAAAAGUUAUAUUAAUGUACUGAAUGUGUUUGAUUCUCGUCCA